Staurois parvus is the source of this 477-nucleotide messenger RNA. Lineage: Eukaryota; Metazoa; Chordata; Amphibia; Anura; Ranidae. The record is from the annotation of a GenBank genome assembly.
AUGGGCCCCCGUACCGCCUCCUCAUGCUGCUGCCAGGCCCGUAAUCUGCCAUGGGCCCCCGUACCGCCUCCUCAUGCUGCUGCCAGGCCCGUAAUCUGCCAUGGGCCCCCGUACCGCCUCCUCAUGCUGCUGCCAGGUCCAGAGUGUGUCCUCAUGGGUCCCUGUACGGCCUCCCAUUGCUGCUGUCUCCAUCGCCACACUCUGCCAUGUGCCACUUUCAGGUCUCCUCACACUGCUGGUGGAUUCCAUUUUGUCAUAGGGUGCUGUAUGGCCUCCCAUUGCUGCUGCCUCCACCGCCACACUGUGGCUCCACACUCUGGUUUUGGCCCCGUGACUGCCCAAAUGAGUGAAGUGUGCGGUGAUUCUAAGAUCGACGGCACUCAUCUGCAUGUCAUACUGACUGACAGUAUUAUUUCUCUUCCCCAGCAGACUCCAAGGGCAUUUAAAUUAAAGGUACAGUGUUCUGCACUAAUAUAA